Danio aesculapii is the source of this 625-nucleotide messenger RNA. RefSeq names its product cytochrome c oxidase subunit 5A, mitochondrial. The transcript is spliced from 5 exons. Gene Ontology annotation, biological process: mitochondrial electron transport, cytochrome c to oxygen. Bases 66 to 482 code for a protein of 138 amino acids. The record is from RefSeq and is a predicted model, not a curated record. Gene Ontology annotation, cellular component: mitochondrial inner membrane. Lineage: Eukaryota; Metazoa; Chordata; Actinopteri; Cypriniformes; Danionidae.
CGUUUGACGUCAUCUGCGCGCGCCGUGUCCUGCAGUUUUCUCUGAUCGGUCACCGGAGCUUCAGGAUGAUUUCAGCGGCGGUUCUGCGCGGUUUUAUCGGUUUGAGCCGAACCAGAGCCGCUCAGACAGCUCCUCUGGCUGUCAGAUGUUACUCUCAUGCUAAAGUGGAGACGGAUGAAGAGUUUGACUCCCGCUGGGUGACGUACUUCAGCAAACCAGACCUGGACUCCUGGGAGCUGCGCAAAGGUAUGAACACUCUGAUCGGGUAUGAUCUGGUUCCGGAGCCCAAGAUCCUGGACUCUGCUCUGAGGGCCUGCAGGCGGCUCAAUGAUCUGGCCAGUGCCAUCCGCAUCCUCGAGGCCGUCAAGGAUAAAUCUGGCCCUCAUAAGGAGAUCUACCCGUAUGUGAUCCAGGAGCUGAAGCCCACACUGCAGGAGCUGGGCAUCUCCACGCCGGAGGAGCUGGGCAUCGAUAAAAUCUGACCGCCUGCAGCACUUCUGUGAGGGUUUUAGUGUUAUUCUGAAGGGGUUUUUCUACCUCUCGGCUCGAUCUCUGAUGUUCAGGAAGUCAAACUCGGUCCCGUCCUGUGUAAAUUAUGGACCAAUAAUAAAAGAAGCAAUACUGA